Messenger RNA from Acinonyx jubatus (cheetah), 753 nucleotides. RefSeq names its product mammaglobin-B-like. The coding region runs from base 231 to 545 and encodes 104 amino acids. NCBI's taxonomy places the organism in Eukaryota, Metazoa, Chordata, Mammalia, Carnivora, Felidae. Gene Ontology annotation, biological process: androgen receptor signaling pathway. The transcript is spliced from 2 exons. The record is from RefSeq and is a predicted model, not a curated record.
AGCUGUCUCCUUGGUUUCUACAAACAGGGCACAGGCUGGCUGGGCUGAUUCUUGCUGUCAUUUCCUGGCCCAGUGCCACGUUUACUGUGUGACUCAGUCCCUCAUUUAGGGGAGGGCUUAAGGUGAUGGCCGGGAGAAUAAAAGGAGGAGUUCUAGGUGCUCAGCUCCCAAGUGAGUUCUUUCUUCCCUGCCACGUCGGACUGACCGGCUAACGCCAGCUGCCCUCAACCAUGAAGCUGCUGAGAGUCCUUGUGCUGGUUGCACUCCCCCUUUACUGCUUUGCUGGUUCUGGAUGCCUACUUCUAGAGCAGGCGGUUAACAAAACAAUCAGUCCUGAAGUGAGCAUUAGUGAAUACCAAAAUUUUCUUCAGGAUUUUGCUCAGACUCCUGAGGAAAAAGAGGCCUUGGCUGAGCUGAAGCAAUGUUAUCUCAACCAGUCAAACGAAACUCUGCACAACUUUGCACAGAUGAUGGUAAUUACGGUUUCUUCUGACGUGCUUUCAAACCACGGGGCAGGGACUAGUAGGCUCUACGUUUGUCACUAAUGAUGCCAAAGCAAGUGUUCAACAUGCUUUAUUUUAUUUCAGUGAAUGUAAUUGUGGCUGCAUGUGAGUACUUUGACAUCAAGAAAGCCAGCCAAGGUCCCAGCGGUGAUUUGCCUCUGCGCUUCUUGGAAUCUUUAGUGAAUGAUAAAUGAAAAAGGCAAAUGAGGGACAAUAUUCACAUGAAGGCUGAACUACCCUUCAGUAUCCU